Messenger RNA from Vigna umbellata (rice bean), 1478 nucleotides. The record is from RefSeq and is a predicted model, not a curated record. Lineage: Eukaryota; Viridiplantae; Streptophyta; Magnoliopsida; Fabales; Fabaceae.
UGAUGAUAACCUGGAUCUUGGACCUAAGCCAUUGGGACUGAACAGGGGCAAGGGUUAAUUGCUGGAUCUAAGACCAAAAGGAAUUCAGCGGAUCUUGAGGUUUAUAACAAAAGGAAGCACAAUGAAAUCUUUCUGCUACAUGAUGUUGAACAAAUGAUACAGAACUUAUUCUGUGCACAGAAAAACUGGUAUAUAUGGCAGGACUUAUGCCUGGAGAGUUGCCAAAUCAUGGACCAUCUGAUGGCAACUCGGGUAAAAGUUCUAAAGACAAGCAGGAGGAAUCGUUAGGUCGCUGGUAUAUGUCUAGAAAAGAAAUAGAGGAACAUUCCCCAUCAAGAAAAGAUGGGAUUGACUUGAAGAAAGAGACAUAUCUGCGCAAGUCAUACUGCACAUUCUUGCAGGAUUUAGGCAUGAGACUUAAAGUGCCUCAGGUAACUAUAGCAACUGCCAUAAUAUUUUGUCAUCGAUUCUUUCUCCGACAAUCUCAUGCAAAGAACGACCGAAGGACCAUUGCAACGGUUUGCAUGUUCCUUGCUGGGAAGGUUGAAGAGACUCCUCGGCCACUGAAGGACGUUAUUCUUGUUUCUUAUGAGAUCAUUCAUAAGAAGGAUCCUGCAGCUGCACAGAGGAUUAAACAGAAGGAAGUGUAUGAACAACAAAAAGAAUUAAUUUUACUUGGUGAGAGGGUUGUGCUUGCCACUUUAGCUUUUGAUCUGAAUGUUCAACAUCCUUAUAAACCUCUUGUGGAGGCCAUAAAGAAGUUCAAUGUUGCUAAGAAUGCCCUUGCUCAAGUGGCGUGGAACUUUGUUAAUGAUGGGCUGAGGACAUCGCUCUGCCUGCAAUUUAAGCCACAUCAUAUUGCGGCAGGUGCCAUUUUCCUUGCUGCCAAGUUCUUGAAAGUGAAGCUUCCAUCAGAUGGUGAGAAGGUUUGGUGGCAAGAGUUUGAUGUCACCCCACGUCAAUUAGAGGAAGUUAGCAAUCAAAUGCUGGAACUCUAUGAGCAGAACAGAAUUCCACCAGCACAGGGAAGUGAAGUAGAAGGAAGUGCUGGAGGUACAAGAUCUGCUACAAAGGCUCCUGCGGUAAAUGAGGACCAGGCGUCAAAGCAAAUAUCAUCUCAAGCUCCCCAGCACUCAUCUGUGGAAAGAACUGUGGUACCUCAAAGAGGAACUGAGAACCAAAGCAACGAUGGAAGUGCAGAAAUGGGCAGUGAUAUUACUGAUCACAAAAUGGACUUGGAUAAUAGGGAGUCUCAGAAUUCGGAACAGUUGACUCAGAAAGAUAACAAGAGAGAAAUGUCAAAUAGAUCUAAAUCUGGCUCUGAACGAAUAGUCGCAGGAGACCAAGAGAGAAUGGUUGGGACUAAGGAGGGUGCAGAAGUUGGAAGGAGAGAUGAAUCAGCAUUAUACAAUUCUGGCAGCAAUGGUGGUAGAAAUAUGGAGCGUCGCGAAGGCCCUAUAAGUCAUUCACCGAAAGAA